GUAGCACGGUAACGUUAGCAAGUGACUGCUAUACUGACGGCUUCCGACUUAUCAACCAACAAGUAAAUAUGGCAAUGCUAUAUCGUGGUCUUCACAUACCUUCCCCAAUUCAGGCUUUAACAGAAACUACGCCACUGCCUUGGUUAAUUUCAUUCCGAAGCAAGUUCACCAAAGCACGGAUCCCACAAGAGAUUCUGGACGAGCGGUCUCAAGAGCAUGAGAAGUAUGGUGGAAACCAGGAGCAGCCCCAUAAGCUGCACGUGGUGACGCGGGUCAAGAGCACUAUGCGCCGGCCCUACUGGGAGAAGAAGCUAGUGGAGGGACUCUGCUUGCAGAAGGCAUAUGUACCUGUAAUUCACAAGAACAUCCCUUCAGUCAACAACCAGCUGAAAUUCAUCAAGCAUCUUGUGAGGAUCCAGCCACUGAAGCUUCCCCAUGGUCUCCCUGCUGAGGAAGACAUGGCCAACACCUACCUGAACAGCAAAGGAGAGCUGAUCGUGCGACGCCUCCUCAAACCUGUAGAGUCCAAAGCCAUCGAGUCAUAGCCAGCACUACUCUAUACCCAAGCCAUUUUGUCAGUGAUCCUGUUUGAAUACUGAAAAUGCAUCCUCCCUUCCUCAAAUUAAUCACUGACAUGACUGGAUUGGCUGUGUAGUGGAUCCCGUGCUUUCACCUAUCCAAUCUGUAUAGAACACAAAUGAAUGGUUUUAGUCUAGCCUACCAGAAAUCAGCUGAUUCAAAUUACUGUAUUAGGGAAAUCCCUGUACCUGUGUUCAUUCUAAACCUGGACUGAGAAACACUUCUAUAGCUCACCCCUUUGUAUUAUAUUUCAAAUAAAAACAUAACAUUAA
This is a messenger RNA of Salmo salar (Atlantic salmon), 851 nucleotides long. RefSeq names its product mitochondrial ribosomal protein L30 (gene mrpl30). Gene Ontology annotation, molecular function: structural constituent of ribosome. Lineage: Eukaryota; Metazoa; Chordata; Actinopteri; Salmoniformes; Salmonidae. Gene Ontology annotation, biological process: translation. Gene Ontology annotation, cellular component: mitochondrion; large ribosomal subunit. The record is from RefSeq and is a predicted model, not a curated record.